CCAUGCUAAAACAACUCUCACGUGUUUAACUCGAGUGGAAUGCCUUCAUCUCCACCAAGCAGGCGCACAACCAAUCCGCUGCCCUUCCAACAGCGGCAGCCAUACAGCGUCGGCGAUCUGCUCAUGCACCAACGCGACCUUGCAUACAGCGCAAAGUCCAAGCUAAGCCAACACCAUCCGCCCGCAAUCCUGAUCCAGAAAUAGGGUAGGGCAGACAAGACAGGCCAGGCCAGGGUUUAUUGUACCGUGGAACACCUCCUACAACCACCACGCGCCCCCUUGAAAGCCAAACCAACCCACCAGACAUCCACUCUUUGCAAACCUUCCCUCCUAUUGCUCACGACAUCCAUCUUCGAACAUCAUCUUUACCGCCCAGAACAUCGAGUCUCCAGCAGAACCCCACUAAUCGAGUGCCCGAAAAGAAAAUUCAUCAUGGUUUCUUUCUCCUGCGAGAACUGCGGCGACGUCCUCACGAAGAAAAAGUUGGAUCCACACCGCAAUCAAUGUUACGGCGCAUCAUUUACUUGUAUCGAUUGUAUGGUACACUUCUACGGGACUGACUAUCGCGCGCAUACGAGUUGUGUCAGUGAAGCACAGAAGUAUCAGGGAGCAUUAUAUCGACCGGAGAAGGAGAAGAAGGGACGAAACAACAACCAACGUCAAAACAAUUCACAAGCUCUCGUGCAGCAUACCGCAUACGUUGAAGAUGCCGAUGAUGAGUACCACCACAACUCGCACAUCGAGAUUGUCGAGCCACCAAUGCCGGAAGCUCCCUCUCCUCCAUCUGCGGCGCCCGGCUUUAAGCUGCAAUCCAGCCCAGUCAAUGUUUUCGAUUUUUUGGUCGACAGCUCCACACCAAACCAGUCUCGACUCGAGCUCCCGGCCCCUGAGCCCAUGAACCUGAUUGAGGAUACCAAAGAUGAAGAUAUGGAAUCAAACCACGACCGAGACCUCGUACGAGUACGAUUCGAAGACGCCGCACAGAGCGUAACAGACUUAGUACAGUACGGAAGCGGACCGAUCCCCACCGCCGCAGCAGAAUACCAAACCCCAGCACCCAAAGCCGAGCGAGAGCUCAAGAAGGACAGGAAAGAGCGAGAACUCACUCGCGAGGAGAAGAAGGACAAGAAGCGCAAGCGCCUCCACGUCGAGACCCACGACCUCGCCGCCCGCGACGACGAAAGCAUGACCGAUGCCCCUCCCGUCCUGCACUCCGGCCUAACAGGCGGGCUCGGCCGCCUCAUGUCUCGCCCCUCCGUCUUCCCCCCUUCACCAGACUACUCCGGCGGCGACGCAGGCGAUGCCUCUCCCGGAAGCCCACUGAAGAAGACGAAGCAUUCGAAGACCGCCAAGCGCGGCCGCGUCGAGUCCAUCGGAAAUAACCUCAUGUCUCUCAUCAGCAACAAGCGCGUCUCGUCGAGAGAACAUUCCGAGGAUAGACCGAAGAGGAAACAUCGUCGCCAUCGCGAGGACUCGGACCGUCCGUCCCGCAAGAUGAUCGAGUACGAGCCUAUGACCGGCGAGAUUGCGCUAGGAGAAGAAGAUAACGGCAGCCAGCUCGUUGUGUAUCAGCCGCGGGCUGAGUUACUCCUCAGUUUCAUCAACAAGGGUCCUGAUUCUGAGCGUGGACUUAGCAUGAAUAAGGCGCUGAAGAGGUACCAUCGUGAGCGAGCGGCUACGAAUACUGGGCUGGGGAAGGCGGUCGAGGAGAAGGAGUUGUGGAGGAGUUUGCGUAUGAAGAAGAAUGAGAGGGGGGAGAUUGUCUUGUUUUUGUGAUGAUACCAUGCCAUGUGUGAUGGGAUGGGGUCUCGCUCUCUCACUCACAAGUUCCAUCAACGACUCUGCGUAUCGAAAUAGCGUCUUGUCUGUAGCAUUUGUCGGUGUUCUGCAUGUAUGUUUUUGUUUAUUCGGAAGUCAUCUGCUUGUGUUUAUAGCUUUUUUUCCUUUCCGGAUUGCGGAAUGCGGAAUGAGUGAUUGGAUAUGUCUGGGCUGGACUGGGAGAUGAGAUGAAAUGUGUUGAGGAGACAUGGCUCGUCUGUCUGGCUACGGAACAGAGCUGGGAUCUUAAUCUAGAGGAGGGAAAUUAAGGGCUCUUGCUGUGGUGUUAAUACUAUGGCUUUCUUCACUCAUUACUGG
Molecule: messenger RNA, 2136 nt
Organism: Cadophora gregata
Lineage: Eukaryota; Fungi; Ascomycota; Leotiomycetes; Helotiales; Ploettnerulaceae
Exons: 3
Coding region: 433-1776 (447 amino acids)
Biological process (GO): negative regulation of transcription by RNA polymerase II; rRNA processing
Cellular component (GO): nucleolus
Molecular function (GO): DNA binding
Source: RefSeq, a predicted model, not a curated record